UCGAGGCUGCGAGACGUGUAGUGUUUGUUGCACAGUGUGGAGACAUCGACCUCCCUCUGCAGAGGUCCACCCUCUCCAUCCCAUCUCCACCCCCAUCUCCACCACCACAUCGCCAUGGAGAAGCCACGGGGGGAGAAGGAACACAGAAGCUUCAAGAGGAAAAUCAGCCGGGUCUUCCAACGGAGCAAAUCGACCGGAGAGCAAACGGUGGAUCAGAAGGACUCGCAGGCUGGCGGUGGUAGCGGUGGUAGCGGCGGUGGGCACAAGAGGAGAAGCUGGGGUAGCUGGCGACACAAGGACAGCCCCGAGCUCCAGGCGCAGUCCGUGCCUUCUACACCACUGUUGCUCGCAGGGGGCAGGACUCGACACUUCUCGACCGACAGCUUCACAUCUCUCCCAACCAAUGAUUGGUGUCAAUCUGAACGAGUGGCAAGGGCCUAUAAAGAGGUGCACAAGAAUGAUAGAAGAACGGAUGCGACGGAAAGCGCUGAGCUGGAACGCCAGAGUCCCAACAGCCCCAGCAGCCCCAACAGCCCAACUGGGAAAUUUAGCAAGUUUCAAAAUAUUCGUUCACCAAGCUCGGGAAAGGCAGAAGAGGGCAAAAGGAACCAAGUUCUGGAUUAUUUGGGAGGUAUUUUUGGUUCUGGCAGGAAAAAGGCUGCCAAGCAAUUGCCCGCAGAGCCUUCAAGUUGUGUCGAGGAAUCCCCUGCAGGAUCCAAGGACUUGAGCUCUUCUGCACGGGACGCGGCGAGCGAGCUCUUGAGCGGUGCGUCGGGAGCGUUGGCCGGUAAGGAGGAUACCUCAUUAACUCCUGUCUGCGUUGUUGCAAGCGUGCCAUCUGAUGACAGAAGUGCGAAGGAGCACGAGGCUAUCGAGUUCAUCGACGCGUCUGGUGAUGAGAACACGUCCUGCGACCCCCGGCCACUAAAAGACGGCGUGUUUGUGGGGUGCGACCGGCUAAGAGAAGGCCAGUAUGUCUGCGAGAGCCAUGACCAGUGCGUGGACAUCCCACCCAUAAAGGAAUGGGUCUUGCCCGUGUCUGAGACCGUGAGGGUCGAGCAUAUAUCCAGGCCCGCCGUGCUCGACGUCAGCCAUCCGAAAACCAAGGCCAACACCAAAUUGUCCGAAGCGUCCGUCUCCCUGCCCGUUAACCGUAUCGGCGUGGAGCUGAAGCCUCAGGGCAAACCGCGGGAAAGCGAUCAAACCGAACGGUCGAAGCUGCCCACGUUCCGCGCCUUUAGGAGGGAAAUCCAAAUUCUCAGCGCACCCGAAAAAACAUCUCUUACAACACCGGACUUGGUGAAGCAACAAAGUCCAUCGAAGAAAGUCCAUCUUUCAGAUACCACCAGGAAUAGUGCGCUAGGGACCGGAAUUGCUCGCAACACGCACGUCGCUGAAGGUACAACAAACCUACUCAAAGUUAACCCGCACCCGACGGUCAACGCAUCACGACAAAAGCUGAAUGGUUUAGUGGAACAGGACUCCAACGCCGUCACUGGUCCUCGCCCCGAUUUAGGAAAUUCGAAGAGCACGGUGGAACGGUCGGAUUUGUUUUUGGGUUUGAGGGUUAAUUCGAAUUCCUCGACGGCGGUGUCUUACGAAAUGGAGAAGAGGUCACCCACGGAUAGCAAAAGGAGCGGCAAAAAGGGGAAGAAGCGGCGGUCUCUGAAAUCGGACCAAUGCGGGCAGAACGCGGAGACUCGCGACGUUGAGGAAGAGUUGAAAGAAAAUGAUUCUGGAGCGGGCGAGGCGAGUGUCGCGGUGGGUUCCCCUGAAGCCCUGUCGCCAAAGCCGGUCACCUCUCCACUGACCCAGCACAAAAUAUUUCCAAAAUCGGUUCCGCCCGUCGAGAAAUCCACGCCGGGCGUCUCAAAACCGUUUGCGUCGCGGAAGAAGUCUUCGCAAAGAGCGUCUCUCGGCGCAACCCUAGACGGUGAAAUGGAUUCCGCAUUUAAAGGUUUUUCAGAAAAGGCGUUGCGUGCCGAGCCCCGGUAUGGCAGCUGGGAAAAUUUAACGUCUGCCCAGAGGACUGGUCAAGGAGUUGAGCGAAUUAGCCAGAGUGUACAGGGAGCUGCGGGUGAUUCUGCAAACAAUGAGGCUUUCAGUCCUUCUGUACCAAGUGCGAACACUGACAGGCCGGGGGGGAGUGCGGCCACUUUGGGCUGUGCAAGUCCGAACAGUGAUGUCGAAGCAGUUAGUCUCGUGUCUAAUCAGCGCGACGUGGUCACACGGGAAUCUGGUGCCGAUUCUCAACGGGCGAAGACUCGGAACGUAAACAGCCCCAAAGGAAAAAGUGUCGGCAAGAAUGUGAUCACUUCAGAACUACGCUCCACUGUGACGACAAGAAUAAGACUGCCAUCCAUUGAAAAGAAAGGAGAAUCCGAUGCCGAGACCGACUUUUCGAACGAGACUGAAAUCACUACCGAGGAGGAAGAGACCAUUCGAGUGCUGCUGCCUAAAAAAAUGAGUGCGACCAGUCACCACCAAGUCGACUUCUUCACCACCAAGGACCUGCCUUUGGGCUCAAACGUGAAUCAGACGUGUGUUGGAAGUAUAAAGAUUCAAUUACAAAACAAAGCGACCAGCCGUGCAGACGAUAAUAUAACCGUGACUGGUAAGAGGCAGCCAGACGCUGCCCAGGAUGUCGCGGCAGCUCCUGGUGCCAUCGCAGACUCUGGACAUAAGACGGACGAGGUGUACCAAGUGAAAGCUGACCGCACGAAGCGCGUUCCCGCCGAAGAGCAUGGAGACGCGGGCGCAAAGACCGCCAGUGCCCCAGUUGAACGCCUGUCUUUGGAAACCCUCGCUGGUAUGGACGCUGGCAAAUCGCACGGGGCAGGCUCGACCGAGACGGCAUCUUCAGCAUUGUGCAAAGGCGGUGAGGAGAUAACCCCGUCAUCUCCCAAGGGCGCGCCACCUCCUGACGUGACUUUACCCGGAGUUGAGCCGGGUGUCGCCUCGAGAAGUAUUGAUGGGACCGCGCCUACUCCUGUCCCAGCUGUGCCCGUGACUGGAGCUAAAAUACAAAGUGAAGACAAGGUCACAUUGUUCACAGCAGUGCUGGUGUCUGUAGACCAAGCAGACUCUGCAAAGAGUGUCAGUAAAACCACGGCAGUUGAAGUGGAUUCUGAGCUUGAUCAGCAGAAUACAGCCAGAGGAGGAAUUCAAGUUGGUGCAAUUAAAGACACGGUGUUACCUCAGAAAGGGAAAACGUCCGCAACUGUAUCGUCCGAUAAAGAGGAGGAUGCAAACCAUCUUCCCCAAAGAGGGAGGUCAAGUGAUGUGAUGGCCAAGGGUGGAACAUCUGAACAGCAAAGUCCACCGAUGGAGGAUGUCUCCAAAGCCGUGUCUAAGACUGAGGAGAAAAGCCCCACGAGGAUUGAUGACAAGAAGUCCAUUGUUGCCGCAGACGGUACAGGAGGCAGGCUUGGUCAGGGGACUUCACCAGAGUUGCCAACUAGUGACUGCCAAGCACAGAGCUCACCUCCCCAGCCCCAACAAAUGAUUGAGAGUGCUCGACCUGAAAUAAAAGCAGAGGCGGAUGCCGAUCGUGUCAACGGGCAGUUGAAAGACCGAGAGCCUUCAUCCGCUGAAGGUGCCUCGACCGCACAUGUUGGUCCACCCCGCACGCAAGCAGGAAAAGUGGAGGUGACCGAUGGAUCGAUAUCACGCCUUGAAGUGUCUCCGCCCGAGAAAGAGGGUGCAAAGCGUUUGAGUGACCAAAAGUCGGGUGGACCGACGGGUGAUGCUGCCCGACCUGUGCAAGCGGAGCCGAUGAACACGGGACCCAAGGAGAGAGAAACCAGCCUUGUCUCGUCUUUGUGUGCACGCGCACCUGAGAUUGAUGCUGAUGUCUGUGGAAAUGUGGUUCGUGACACUGAGUCAGGACCUAAUGAGGCAGCUACAGGACCUGCCCUGCCUGUAGAGCAAGGCAUGUCAGCCCUCCGAAACGACGCCUCUGGAAGCGAAGCGAAGCCGCCACUCCCAAAUCUGCAGCCGUCUCCGACUGCGGAGGCCGUGAUUGGAAAUGAAGUGCCUGCAGAACACACGGAUGAGCACAUUGAUAGCGUUGAGACAACGAAGGUUCCCCCUGGACCUGCACAGACUUGUGAAGAACGCACAGCUGCAGCGUCUGAAAUGGCACGGCACGCCACUGGAGACGGUGUUGUGGAGCAUCAGGACUCCUUGGUCACUCCAGCGACCGAUGGCCCUGCACCCGUGGUGCCGAAUUCACCGGAGGCGCAGCCUGGAAAGACGGUGAUGCAGGAGAGACCUCCUCCGUCGGAAGAAAGGUCUGAAGGGCAGAGUGAGGCGCGGGCACACUGUUUAGACGAGCAAAAAUCCGACCCGGGUGCGCCAACAAGGGACACCGUUCCAGCCGCACCGAUGAACUCUGAGGAAGCAAAUGGCUUUCCGCCCGUGUGCGAGCAAGCAACUAGAAGGGAGACUGAUACCUCAGCAAAUGUUGUUCGUGGCACUGAGUCGGGUUCCAGCGGGGUAACAGUAGAGGUGCCGCUGCCUACCCAGCAGGUCACGCCCACACCGCAAAAUAACCAGUCUGACUUUAAAGAAACGACAACAUUUCAAAAUGCGCAGGGUCUCGAAACGUUUGCAGCUGAAAUGAGUAAGAAAGUGACGAUGGAGCAAACUGGCGACUGCGAAGUGAAGAAUGCAACUGGGGAGCAGAGGCCAACGUUCACGAGCACGGCCCUGCAAGAGGGCACAGAGUCCAACGGUGUUGCCGCGCAGCGGAAAACCUCGGCAGGAGCCACCGCUGAAGGUGCCUUGCCUGGAGAGUUGGAUUCUUCACUGACAAGCCAAGGGGAAAAUGAAGUGUGGACCACACCUCCUCUGAGCAUAGGAGGAGUGUCAAAUGUGUCCACCAGUGCUGAUCUGGACCCACAAGGGGCAGUCACAUUCCCACUUGGAGACAGUGAGGCUGUUUGUUUACAGGCAUCUACUGCAGUAGACCCUGGAGUUGGGAAAGAUGUCCCUGCAGAUGGUUGCGUUGCCACGGAAUUGGGCUCCACUGAGACCCGAGGAUCUCCUGUCCAUUCACCAGAGACGAGCUCAUCUGGACUGGAAAGCGGAGGUUUGGAUACAAAUAAGACUGCCCCUUCGCAGAGCGCGCGACUAUCUGAAGCUGCCGAACUGGCCCUGAGCGAUGGUUCUUCCAGGGGGGCUUCCUUGGAGCAACGUGGUGGUGGUGGCGGUGGUUCAGAGGAGACAACGCCCGAGUUUGCCUCGCCCCUCUUGUCCAGCACACCUAGAGUCCAACAUCGGGAGACUGAACCGGAGAGUACGAUGCCAACUUUCAGCUUGGGGGCAAGGUCGAGGGACUCGCCCACCAAAGGUUCCGCAGUUGAACAAAGGACAGAGACGGGGGCACCGACAAGUGAAGACUGUUUAUCGGCGCAAAAAGCGUUGGAACCGCGACCAGGUAAAGUCAUAGUAAAUGACACUUUUGUCGAUGAUGCGUUUACGAAUAAGUUAAUUGCCGGCCUGGAUUCCACAGCGGAUCACUUUGCGGGGGCUCUGGAACCGACGGGCUUCAGCUUCCAGCCAGAAAGUGAAAUGUCCGCUUCGUUAAACGGGGGGCGCAGCUUGGACAGUUCUUCCGACAUGGACAGCUUUACGGAGACGAUACGCCGCUACGGCAGCCCCAUUCCCCUGCCGGAUAAGAGGCAGCGCCUUCCCAAGGUGCCGCUGACACCGCCGUUUGCCAUGCCUCCAAUACAGGAGAAUCAGAUGUCGCCGAAAAAGUUUGACCCAAGCACGUUCACCUUCGGCUUGAAGAGAAGCGGUUCCCGCACAGGGGACGGGCCGACCGCCCUCCUGAAAAUGCAGCAAACUGAAACCAGGUCCAAAGUAGUCAAGCGGAUAUCGGCCGAGAAUAGUUUGCUGUUCAACUCUCUCAACAGCAGAAAGCCCCAGUUCCGAAAGCACGAUCCCGUCCGCGACGACCUUGCCCCCGCAUCCGACAGCAAGCGAUCGCGUUUGGAGACGGGAAAGGCCCUUGACCAAUCGUCCAAGCUGCCGGAGGAACCUGCGGGGAAAUCCGACCAUCUCCCGCCGCCAACACUGGAAAAUGACAUCGCUGACGGAUCCGCACUUGACUUGUCGAAUCCAACCUCUGCACAGGACCAGUUGCCGGAGAGCGCGGAACAUUUUUCGCUAUCCAAUGCCGCCAACGACGAAACGGAUCUUGUGUCGGAGAAACACUCGGAAAAUGGGCUAACCAUCCCGAAUCUGAAACCGAACAUCUUGGAGAUUGAUACGAAUUUUGGGGCUACCGUGGACACUAAUUCGUUGGCCAAUGGGCCUUCGAUCCAGGGACUGGAUUCUCUGCACAGCGACCAAAGUUUCCCUAGCUUCUUCAGUACUGAUUUCUCUCCUGGAUCUUUGUUGCCUGAACUUCCAGAAGUUGGGAUACCAGAAAAUGAACCUUUAAGAUUAAAUUCCAGACCUGGAAAGAUUGUCAUUUAUACUCAGCCCGGACUUAAUGGAGACACUUUUGAAUUCUUUCAUGACGUUCAGGAUGCUACAUCUUUGAAUCUGCCCUCUGAAAUUACCAUUCGAAUAGUAAGAGGCUGUUGGCUGCUUUAUGAAAAACCAAACUAUGAAGGGAGCAAGGUUGUGUUGGAGGAAGGCAUCAUGGAGAUGACAGAUAUUUGGGGAAAGAAUGUGAAUGAAGACAAUACUGAUGCUAUAUCUCCACCCACCUCCAAUUCAUCGGUUGGAUCAAUACAAAGAAUAGUUAAGGGAUGGUGUUUGCCUGAAAUAGAUUUAUGUACAGAGUUAGAUGGUUUGGGAAGAAAAACAACAUAUUAUGAUGAAAUGGAAGAAAUACAGACAUACGGGAUUCUGGACCCAACAUUAUCUCUUGAAGUAUUUUCGGGCAGUUGGCUGCUCUUUGAGGAACCCUUCCAUCAAGGGAACUCGUACUUUGUGGACGUCGGUCAGUAUCCCUGCCCGGAUUCUUGGGGAGCACUGGAUCCGUACAUCGGCUCGCUAAAACCAUUAAAAAUGGGUGCAAUGAAAGUAGAAAUCCUUCAUGAACAUAAGGUUAUUAUAUACGAGAAGCCUUUAUUCAAAGGUGAACAGCUGGAAAUUCAAACGGACGUGUUCAGCUUCACGGGGGAAGAUGAAACAUCUGCUUUGUGUCGCAAUUUCCCAUUCUCAAAUGUUGGAUCAAUGAAAGUUUUCGGAGGAUUCUGGGUUGGUUAUGAGAAGCCGGAUUUUCGAGGGCAUCAGUACGCACUUGAGGAAGGAGAGUAUCGGGCGUGGGAUGAAUGGGGAGGAUACAAUGGGCAGCUUCAGUCUCUGCGUUUCAUCCAAGUUGAUUUGUCAAAUCCAGUGAUGAUUAUGUACAACGAACCAAACUUUUAUGAAAAAGCUGGAAACAUUGAGGUACUGGGGCCGGUUCCAAUCAUGGAAGAGACUGUUCAUGGAUCGAGGACAAUGUCUAUAAAUGUUGUCAGUGGAACCUGGGUUGCGUACGAGAAUACAGAUUUCACGGGCGAACAGUACAUUCUGGAGAAGGGGCUGUACAGCACCUUUGAAGACUGGGGUGCAACGAAUUGGACCAUCGCUUCGAUUCAACCUGUUCUAGUGGAUACAAUGGAUCAUGAACUGUCUAAAAUCAAGGUGAGCUUGUUUUCUGAGCCAGAACUUCAAGGCAGUGUACAAAUUAUCGACAUGGACACAGUCCAUUUUCCCGAUGGAUUUUCACCCAAGUCCUUUGAAGUUCUCGCUGGCAGUUGGGUGGCUUACAGUGCAGAGAAUUUCACUGGUAACCAAUACAUUCUUGAGGAAGGAACGUGGCCUGACUUGACAGCCAUCGGAUGUACAGCUGAUGCGUGUAUCAAAUCCGUUAGGGCAGUAAACCUUUGUUUCUCCACGCCAGGUAUAACACUCUUUGCACGAGAGAAUUUUGAAGGAAAGCGAGUUGAGGUGGUUUCCGGACUACUGAACCUGAAGCAGGAAGGAUAUGAUACUCGUGUUCUGUCAGUCAAAGUCAAUGGUGGAACAUGGGUGGCGUAUGAGUGCAGUAACUACAGAGGCCGACAGUUUUUACUACAGCCCAGUCAGAUACCCAACUGGCAUCAACAAACUGGAUGGCACAGAAUUGGGUCUUUGCGUCCCCUGGUUCAGAGGCGAGUAUACUUCAGGGCACGAAAUCGAGCCAGCGGAGCAUAUUUGACGUUGACUGGGGAACUCAGUGAUAUAAAGAUGAUUCGAACACAGGCUCUAGAGGGCACAGGAAUGGAUGAUCAAAUCUGGUUCUACCAGGAUGGCUACAUCAAAAGCAAGAUAGCAGAAGAUUGCUGCCUGGAUACAGCCAGCAGCUUGAUCGGUGCUGGUUCCAGGCUGGGCGUUUCAGUACUCCACAGUAAAGAGAUUAAUAUCUGGAGUAUCAGUUCAGACGGAGUCAUAUGGAGCAGUGCUAGGACUGGGCUGGUUAUUGAUAUCAAAGGGGGUCAGCAUUAUGACAAGGAUCAAGCUAUUCUCAGCGAAUUUGAUGAGGUUCGGCUAACACAGAGAUGGGACCUGGAUAUCCUUUGAUUCUUUCACAGCAGACACAUUAAUGGGAAAACCCUGCAGCACUUUCUAAAUGUUAUUGCCGAAGCUGUCUACUAUCAGUACACUGUUACACACUGUCAAAUACACUCAAUACACAAUACUGGAAUCCAAUGUAUGUUCAUUUCUUAUUAACCACUGCCAUCUGCUUUGUCUAACAUUAUAACGUAAAGAUAAAAUAACAUCUGCAGUUCAUGUAUCUCAACAUUAUCAUCUUUACCGUUCUUGUGUGUGCCCAUGUUUUUAUGUUUAACUGAGGAAAUCUCAUACCUGCUGCAAAAAAAAAAAUGCUUUUGAAAUAUAUUUUUAAAUACUAUUUAUAAUUGACUAACACUGCAAAUCUGUUUCAGGAAACGGGUAAAAUGGCAUCUCAUGCAACUUUAGGAGGUGCAUUAGGACGGAGCUAUAUUUUUGCAUGAUUUACUACUGACACAUUGAUUCUCUGUCAAGGUAUUGAUGAUGGUGGAGAGUCACAACAGUUUCUGAGUGUCUGUGCGUUGAAUGCUUGUGUUGUCGCUUGCUGCUGCACUGAGUUAGCCUGUUCAACUCAUUACAAAGUCCAGGUUUAGACACAAAGUGCUGGAGUAACUCAGCGGGUCAGGCAGCACCUCUGGAGAAAAUGUAUGGGUGAUGUUUCAUGUCUGUACUCUUCUUCGGACAGUUUGUGGAUUUGAAUCGUUCUGAAGAGGCAUCGUGACCUGAAACAUCACCUAUCCAUUUACACCAGAGAUGCUGCCUGACCUGCUGAGUUACUGCAGCUUUGUGUCUAUCUUUUGUACACACCAGUAUCUGCUGUUCCUUCUUAGCACAACAUUCAGUGUAUCUUUCUUGGCAAGUGAGAUGGAUAUCAGACUUCCUCUUAAAUAAAAAAUGGACCUACUCUUGUGUCUCUGGGUUUAUUUGGAUCCACCAGUUUAAAUUAACUUUCACAUUUUAAGAACUAUUUUUGAUAUGACUGGCUCCUAGCGAUUACUUUUGUUCUGUAGACCGAAUUCUGAGUUUGGGCUCUAUUUUAAAUCUAGCACAAUUGAUUAUUUGCACUGAUCGCCUGUUCUACACUCGGUAUGAUUGUUUUAGUAAUUCAUUAAUACGCAGACUUUAAGUAAAACUCACACACAUCACCUGACAGCUGAGGAUGAUGAUUUCUCAUGUUGAUCAUAAGGAACUGGUAUAGAAUUAGGCCAUUCGGCCCAUCAAGUCCACUCUGCCAUUCAAUCAUGGUUGAUCCAUCUCUCCCUCCUAACCCCAUUCUCCUGCCUUCUCUCCAUAACCCCUGACUCCCGCACUAAUUAAGAAUCUAUCUCUGCCUUAAAAAUAUCCAUUAACUUGGCCUCCACAGCCUUCCGUGGCAUAGAAUUCCACCCUCUGACCAAAGAAAUUUCUCCUUACCUCCUUCCUAGAGGAACGUCCUUUCAUUCUGGUGGCUUUUGCAACACAUUGAGACUUCUUACUGGCAGGCCCAGCGAUUCUUCUUCAUUUACCGAGGCAGUGGUUGUGUAAAUACCAGUAUUGUUUGAUGAACUGCAUCAAGCAUUGCCAUAAACAGUUUGCAAGGUUUAUAACUCUUUUAAUCAAUCACGCAUUGUUUUUGUACCUCUCUUUUUUUAAACUAUAACGGGGACGGUUUGGGCGUUAUAUCAAUGUAGUCGUGUUAUCUUCAGCAUUUGAUUUGAUAUUCUAUUUGUGUUAUCCUCUGCCUCAUUUGUCAUGUGAACCUCCUGUAACACCAAUGUGACCUAAACUUCGAUGAAUUCUACUGUAAAACAUUAUUUACAGUUGUUUUGGUACCUGAAAAGUGGACGUAUUAUCUUACGUGGAAUCUGGUAACCAGCAGCAGCAACGGUACGACUGUAUUUGCUAAUGUUUUGAACUGUUUUAUGCAAAUUCUCAUAAAAAUAAAGUUUAGAAUUUGA
Leucoraja erinaceus (little skate) is the source of this 10493-nucleotide messenger RNA. It is a transcript of the gene crybg1a, whose product is annotated as crystallin beta-gamma domain containing 1a. Bases 115 to 8565 code for a protein of 2816 amino acids. NCBI's taxonomy places the organism in Eukaryota, Metazoa, Chordata, Chondrichthyes, Rajiformes, Rajidae. The transcript is spliced from 22 exons. Gene Ontology annotation, molecular function: structural constituent of eye lens. The record is from RefSeq and is a predicted model, not a curated record. Gene Ontology annotation, biological process: visual perception; lens development in camera-type eye.